This is a messenger RNA of Phytophthora nicotianae INRA-310, 996 nucleotides long. RefSeq lists its product as hypothetical. The record is from RefSeq and is a predicted model, not a curated record. The transcript has a single exon. Bases 1 to 996 code for a protein of 331 amino acids. Lineage: Eukaryota; Oomycota; Peronosporomycetes; Peronosporales; Peronosporaceae.
AUGGUCUCAACGGACAACAACCCAUUCCCCGUCUCGCUGGACACGCAAGAGCCGCCGCCACUGACCGCCAUGGUACGCCGCCGAUUCGAUGGUGUUGGAAACGAGCUAUCCAUUGACCGCGUGCGCUGGCGCACGCUGCGCUCCUACGAACUGGUGGCCGGAACGCAUGACGCUCCUACGACCGCGGAUCGUCUCGGCGCUGCCAUGAAGGCUGCUAUCCACGAAGCUCUAGUGGCGAGCGGUGCCAUACAACGAGCGGAAUGCGAAGGGAUCAGCAACCGCCAGCCACACCGGCUCUUCCUGAACCCAGAACUCAAUGUUGCAGCUCGCGGUCUUUCCAGGCCGUCCAGCCCGGCCGAUUUUGCGACUGAUCCGUUGCCAAUUAGCUCCAUGGGCUUGACGGUGCCUGGCGCAGAGAUUGCACCCGAGGGUUUGGCCCCAAACCCCCUCGAGGCGCCGGCUGAGGCCAUCAUGGAUCUUACAGCAGACGACGAGGACACAGAGGUGGAAGGAGACACUGCGGAGGGUGUAGACAGCCCUACGAAGGAUGAGGAGGACGUAACGAUCAAAGACGAAGUGCCGUCGUCGCCUCCUUGGUCGCGGAACAAACUGCGACGCAUUGAACGCGUGGUUGAAACCGAGGUCACGGACGCACAGCUGCGGACUGCUAGCGACUUUGUCAAGGUCGUCCCAACACGCUGGCAACGCCGGAAGAAACGCCAUCAGAGGAAAGUGAAGGCUGGAGACUGGAGCGAGGGACGUUCUCGCAAACGCCGUCACCAGGCGAUGUGCGGGUUGACCCGCAGCGGAACGCAGCUUUACCAUGCUCACUCUACAAAGGCAAAGAUGGUGAAGGCCCUUCUGCGUCUACGGGGCUACGGACACGACUGCGAGAACUACGCCAACGUCGGCCUACUUACCAGGAGCCACCACCAUCGGUCAACUUUCCACCUACUCUACCUAUUGAGGUGCCAUGGCCGAGCAACAUUCGCAUGA